AAUGGCAAGUUUUAUUAAUAUAUAUCUGUUAACUUUGAGAUUUCUCUAAAAUUGUUUAGUUUUGUUUGCCUAAAUCUGACCCCGUACGUGUCAAAACCUCUUACCAAAACUUUUCCUUUCUCACUUGUGUAGAAGCCUACCCGGGACGAGGCUGUGGCUGACACAUUGGUCUUUUGGGACAUAAAUAUGUUUCCGGUUCCCACGAGCUUCGAUGCUUGCCGGGUCGGUCCGUGCAUUAAACGGUUUUUGGAGCUACAUGGCUACUGUGGUCAUCACACCAUCAACACCGUUGGCAUACUAACAGACGUCCCUCCUUACAUCCUUGAAGCGCUCUCUUCCACUGGAAUCAAUCUUUGUCACGCCCCCCACGGUACCUCAGACAUUAUGUUGCUCAUGUCUCAGUGGAUCUCUAAGAAUCCACCCCCUGCUAAUAUUUUGGGCAUAUGCGAUACGAGAAGCUUCCCUCCUCCUUUGAGUGGAUACAACCUUUUCCGGCCGUUUUCCUAUUCUUCUCCUGAAGAAGACGCCUUCCUCUGGGAAAGCUCUCUUCUGACGGCAGGAGGUGUGUGUUAGUCCCCUCCACCCUCACAGU
Camelina sativa (false flax) is the source of this 592-nucleotide messenger RNA. NCBI's taxonomy places the organism in Eukaryota, Viridiplantae, Streptophyta, Magnoliopsida, Brassicales, Brassicaceae. The record is from RefSeq and is a predicted model, not a curated record.